Messenger RNA from Eublepharis macularius, 1392 nucleotides. RefSeq names its product RNA binding motif protein 34 (gene RBM34). Gene Ontology annotation, cellular component: cytosol. Gene Ontology annotation, molecular function: mRNA binding. The transcript is spliced from 11 exons. Bases 64 to 1317 code for a protein of 417 amino acids. Lineage: Eukaryota; Metazoa; Chordata; Lepidosauria; Squamata; Eublepharidae. The record is from RefSeq and is a predicted model, not a curated record.
GGAAGUGACUUCACACUUGAGGCAGAAGCAGUUUGGGAAUGUGGGAUCGAGUCUCUUUCGAAAAUGAGGGCAUCUAAAGCGAAGAAGCUCCGCUCAGGCAAAGAAAAAGUUGGUGAGGGGGAUACUGUUGCGGUAUCAAAUGAAGAUUAUAUUGUGGGGCAAGUGGCCAACAGUUUGUUUCCAAAAAACCCUGCUGUAUGUGGCACAGAUCACUUGGUACAACUUUUCAGUGCUCCGGGGACGGAAAAGCAGCCAUUGUAUGUUGCUAUACCAAGGGAGAAUAAGAAGCGCAAGCAUGCAGAAAACGAAAUUGCCACAGAAAUUCAAAACUCUACUGAAACAGAACCUUUGAAAGGCAUGAAGAAAGCUAAAAAGAAACUCAUCUCUCCAGCUGAGACAAGAUUAGCUAGCAGGGAGUAUGCUUUGGAUCAAACAGAUGAAGAUGAAAUGAAAAAAGAGAAACAAAUCAAACAAAAAUUGGCUUCUAAGCAUCUCUCAGCUUCAGAUGCUGAUGCUGGAAUAAAGCAGAAGAAAAUGCAAAUCAAUCCUGCUAAGGAAAUGCUAAAGAAUAAGAGGACUCUCUUUGUGGGGAAUUUACCUAUUAGUUGUACAGCGCAGAUGCUAAAGUUAUUUUUCAAAGAACAUGGACAAAUUGAAUCAGUUCGCUUCCGCUCUUUGAUUCCAGCAGAAGAUACAUUAUCCAAAAAAUUGGCAGCUAUAAAGCGAAAGGUGCAUCCUAAUAGAAAGUACAUUAAUGCUUAUGUUGUCUUCAAGGAAGAAUGUGCAGCUGUUAAUGCCUUAAGACGUAAUGGAACAGAAUUUGCUGAUGGAUUCCACAUCAGAGUUGACCUUGCUUCAGAAUCCAGUUCUCACGAUAAUAAGAGGUCUGUAUUUGUAGGAAAUCUCCCCUAUGAAAUUGAUGAUGAUACUGUAAGAGACCAUUUCUCUCAAUGUGGAACUGUAAUGGGUGUGCGAAUUGUGAGAGAUCGGAACACUGGCAUUGGCAAAGGAUUUGGUUAUGUUCUGUUUGAGAAUACAGAUGCUGUGCACCUUGCUCUGAAGCUAAACAAUUUUGAGCUAAAAGGAAGAAAGCUCAGAGUGAAACGCUGUAUCGAAAGAGAAAAAGCACAACAGAAAAGCUCAGACAAGAAUGUAAAGAAUUUUGUCAGCUUUAAAAACAAAAAAGCUCCGUUCUUGAACAAUGCAAAGAAGUGUUCCAGUGAUUCUUUUGUUGGUGAAAAAGCAGCUCCAGUGAAAAAGAGCAAAAAACCAAGAUCAGCAAACAUUGCAAAGAAAAAAUUUAAAAAGCACAAAUGAAAUUGUUACACUGCAGAUUUCAAAGUAUAUGUUUUAAAUAAAAUGCAUUUCAUAGGCAUUCUGUUCAAAUUCUUA